CUUUGAAUGUACCAUCUUCUGAAAAUGCUUGAUCUGAUCCAGAUAGCCAAAUAUAUCAAAUGAAGCAGAAAUCAAUAUUGUGGUUUCGGACAAUGUGAAGAAACAUUGAACCUCGCUUGGAUUUCUAGAGAAAGUCGCGUCUCCCCAAUACAAGAACGCGUCAAGUCCACAUACUCUCGAUAUUUCUCAAAUGCUAUCAUGGCACACCUAGCCAAGCUGGGUGCAUUAACAGAUGAGCUCGUAACAUUGAUCACGUCAAAGACAGCUUCCUCUGACUCUACACAAUUCAACAUCCACAAGGAGACUGCUCUUCGAGCAUUGCGACAAAACAACUAUCCUCGAACGAACCAAUUCGACGUUAACAGCCGCCUCGAUGGCCUUGAGGAGAAGUUUCGAGUCUACCUUGAAGAUCCUUUGGCAGAUGCGCUAAGGGAGCGAUUAAACACCUUGUCAAAUUUGGAAGUGAAAUGGGCACCCGAGAUAUUGCAUCUGCUGCUGGAGUUGUCAGACAGGCCGCUUCAAAACUCCAAGGUCGAAGAUCUUGACUUUUUGAAGGAGCCAGAGCCGGACGCAGACCCACCCUUGCUUUGGAAAGAUUUGGCUGCAGACGAUCCUCUGCUGCGAGAGAAAAGCGUAUGGGCCAAUGUUGACUUUGGAGCGGAGGAUUCGGAUACGGACAGAUACGAUGACUCUAGGUCGGAGGCGUCUGGUUCGACGGAUCUGACAGGACAAUCAAGUAUUGAAGAAGAUCCCAGCAGAAGACCAGAGGACCAUGCGGUGCAUACGUUAUCUAAAGAAGGCCUUGAGACUUUACGAUACGAGCAAUUCUGGCAUAAGACGCCUACUGUUGACGGUGUGAAGUUGGAAACUGUUCGAAGGCCUAUCUCGGAACUCCAAGCUAUUCGGGAAGUGCUCUUCAUGCUUGGCGGCUUGCCGACUUCUAUAUUCGAGAAUACUACUCCAGCGACCAUAGAGCCAUCGAAAGCAUUCAUCUUGAAACAUGCUUCUCCGGAAGCCUUUAUUAAGCUUUCAACGUCGUUUGCCGAGCAGGGUUCUACUAUAUUGCUACUUCGUUUGUGGACCAGACGUUCUCAGUCAAUACCUCUGCUGCAAGCCUUCCAAGGUUCUAUGUCUACACGCCUUGCUGAAUUCGAUGCUCUCCUGGCUUCGAUUCAACUACGCUUUGUAGCACCUCCAGAGGAUAUAAUUAUUAGCUUACUGGCCAUUCAGGAAGAGAUCAAAUUACUUGCUAGACUCCUUCGUCGUCUCUCAGAGAUUGCCAGAAAACUCGAUGAUGGCCCAUAUGGGCACGCAUUCCGUUAUCUUGAAGCUCUCUACGACGAAACGUGCACAUCACAGAUGGCUGGAGACGAUGAGAUGUACUCUUUCAUGGGCAGUAUUUUCUUCGAAUGUUUGCAAGUAUAUCUUCGUCCUAUCAGGGCUUGGAUGGAAGACGGAGAACUCGACAAAGAUGACAAGAUCUUUUUCAUCAUCGAAACUUCUGGGGAUGUUGAGCCAGCAUUGAUUUGGGACUCGAGGUUCAAGAUCCGCCAGACGCAAGCAGGCAUUCUCCACGCACCUCGGUUUCUUCACGCGGCCGCCAAUAAAGUAUUCAACACUGGCAAGAGUGUGGUCGUUUUAAAGCAUCUCAAGCAGUUCGGCAUACUGCAAGGCUCUCGAAGCGAUCUCGAACCUAGUCUAGACUUCUACAAUGUCUGCAAUCCUGCUAUCUUACAGCUUGCCCCUUUCUCUGAGCUUUUCGAUACUGCAUUUGAUGCGUGGAUCAAGAGCAAGCACCACCAGGCUUCGUCUCUACUUCGCAAGACUCUGUUCAAUUCGUGUAGUUUGCACACUGCUCUCGAUGCAUUGUCACAUAUCUACUUCAUUGCGGACGGGAUCACCGGAUCCAAGUUUUCAAGUUAUGUUUUCGACAAGCUUGAUACCUUGAAUUCAUCGUGGAAUGAUCGGUUCACGCUUACUGAGCUGUGCCAAAGUACAUUUGGCACUUUGCCAUCAGUCGCUGCUGAUCGAAUACGAAUGAACGUCCUUCCUCUCCACCGGAAGCAUCAAGACGUAGUGAAAUGCAGGCAGAGUCUAAAGGCACUAGCCGUUCUGGAGAUCAAAUAUCACCUUGCUUGGCCAAUUCAGACGAUCAUUACCCCAGCAAACAUGUCUUCCUACAAGAGAAUAUUUACGUUUCUGUUGCAGAUCCAGCGAAGCACUCAUAUCCUCUCUCGCCAACGGCUAGUUAUGGAUACUCUUAUGCAGAAUAGCGGCACAGACGAACGCGCUCUCUACUACUCCUUGCGAAUGCGUUUACUCUGGUUCAACCAAAUGCUAUACUACUAUUUGACUUCUCUUGUUCUGGAACCUUGUACCCAGAAGAUGCAAGCGGACCUCAAAGAUGCUGGAGAUGUUGAUGCCAUGAUUCAGGUGCAUUCUGCAUAUCUGAAGACUACGAUCGACCAGGCUCUGCUAGGUAGCAAGCUAGAGCUCAUUCAUAAGACAAUCCUCAAAAUACUGGAGCUUGGAAUUAAGCUGGAAGAUGCCCAGGCCGCUAAUGCUACAUCCAAUAAGGAGACCAUGGAGCAUCAACAGGAGAGGAUGGACCUAUCCAUGGCUAGCUUGGGCCUUCAGACGCCUCGCAGGAAGACAAAGUCCCAACAGUUUAGUAGGAGUGUACGAAGUAGGCAACAUGAAUCAAGUUCUGAUGAGGAGGAAGAGGACAUCAAUGUUGAUCUCAGCAUUUUGUCAUCAGCAUUUAACGAGGAUGACGGGGAUACUCUCUUUGUCGAGAAGCUCAGAAAGAUGAAGUCUGAGUUUGACAGGUUGAUUCACUUUGUAGCAAGUGGACUCAAAGGUGUUGCGAGAGCAGGCACUGGCCAGGAAGGCAAGAGCUGGGACACCUUGGCCGAAAUGCUGGAGUCGGGUCUUGGGUCUGGGGUAUGAUAUUUAAGUUGGAUUACCCCUGUUAUCAGCUGGAAUUAAAUGUAUAAACUCCGUAGACGGGCAACUGGUGUACUUUCAUCGUCUCUGAAAAGCGUCACGUGCAGUACGUGGAGUCGUCUCGGCAAUCGAGCCGGGGCAAGACAAAAAUAUAUACCAGGUU
Messenger RNA from Mollisia scopiformis, 3109 nucleotides. RefSeq lists its product as uncharacterized. Gene Ontology annotation, molecular function: gamma-tubulin binding; microtubule minus-end binding. NCBI's taxonomy places the organism in Eukaryota, Fungi, Ascomycota, Leotiomycetes, Helotiales, Mollisiaceae. Gene Ontology annotation, biological process: cytoplasmic microtubule organization; spindle assembly; meiotic cell cycle. The transcript has 2 exons. The coding region runs from base 199 to 2949 and encodes 916 amino acids. Gene Ontology annotation, cellular component: spindle pole; gamma-tubulin complex; centrosome. The record is from RefSeq and is a predicted model, not a curated record.